Quercus robur (English oak) is the source of this 1320-nucleotide messenger RNA. RefSeq names its product gamma carbonic anhydrase 1, mitochondrial. The coding region runs from base 150 to 971 and encodes 273 amino acids. Lineage: Eukaryota; Viridiplantae; Streptophyta; Magnoliopsida; Fagales; Fagaceae. The record is from RefSeq and is a predicted model, not a curated record. The transcript has 5 exons.
AUAUUCUACCCUACGAGUGUGCUGUGUGCUACAGUAUCAUUUCCUCUCUCCCCAAUCACACACACACACACACAGAGCUGAAACCUUAACCUUAUAAAGGCCCCAAAACCCAGUGAGUUCAACCUCUCAGUCACUGAAAAGGCCGAGACAUGGGGACCCUGGGCAAAGCCAUAUACACCGUCGGAUUCUGGAUUCGCGAGACCGGCCAAGCCAUUGAUCGUCUCGGCUCUCGCCUCCAAGGCAACUACUACUUCCAAGAGCAACUGUCUAGGCAUCGAACUCUGAUGAACAUAUUUGAUAAAGCACCUGUGGUUGAUAAGGAUGCAUUUGUGGCCCCAAGUGCCUCUGUCAUUGGGGAUGUUCAAGUGGGAAGAGGAUCGUCUAUUUGGUAUGGAUGUGUCUUGAGAGGUGAUGUGAACAGCAUCAGUGUUGGAUCUGGAACUAACAUACAAGAUAACUCCCUUGUGCAUGUGGCAAAGUCUAACCUAAGCGGGAAGGUCCUCCCUACUAUUAUUGGAGACAAUGUUACUGUAGGUCAUAGUGCUGUUUUACAUGGCUGUACCGUUGAGGGUGAGGCCUUUGUUGGCAUGGGAGCAACACUCCUUGAUGGUGUCUUUGUAGAGAAAAAUGCUAUGGUUGCUGCUGGAGCCCUUGUGAGACAGAAUACAAGGAUCCCUGCUGGCGAGGUAUGGGGAGGCAAUCCAGCAAAGUUCCUGAGAAAGCUCACUGAUGAAGAGAUAGCCUUCAUUUCCCAGUCAGCCACCAAUUAUACAAACCUUGCACAGGUCCAUGCAGCUGAGAAUGCAAAGCCUUUUGAUGAGAUCGAGCUUGAGAAGCUUCUCCGCAAGAAGUUUGCUCGUCGGGAUGAGGACUAUGACUCUAUGCUGGGUGUUGUUCGUGAAACUCCCCCUGAACUUAUUCUCCCAGAUAAUAUCCUACCAGAUAAAGCACCAAAGCCUUCGCAAAAUUGAGAUUUUAGUAAGUUUUUCUUCAGUUCAGAUAUUGAAAUUCAACAUCAAGGAACAUCUGUUGUUAUGAGAAAAUACCUGGAAAAGAGAUUAAUUUCUUUCCCAAUAAUACCAGACACAUCUUAGGGUAGAAUUAUGGCUCUAGUCCUCCCGCAGAUUUUUGGAAUCUCUAUUUUCUGUUUCUAGUGAUACUGAUGCCAUAAGCAGCAAGUAUGUUGAUGCUUUGUUUUCCUUGUGUUUAAGGUACCUGUUUUUGAGUUGAUUUAUUGGAUCUGUAGUUAUAAAUGUCCAAUCAUUCUAGAACAUGAUGUGAGAAUAUUUUCUCCUUGCAGUCAACAUAUUUUUGCCAGUA